Molecule: messenger RNA, 720 nt
Organism: Telopea speciosissima
Lineage: Eukaryota; Viridiplantae; Streptophyta; Magnoliopsida; Proteales; Proteaceae
Exons: 1
Coding region: 14-553 (179 amino acids)
Biological process (GO): protein unfolding; protein transport; 'de novo' cotranslational protein folding
Molecular function (GO): ribosome binding; protein folding chaperone; peptidyl-prolyl cis-trans isomerase activity
Source: RefSeq, a predicted model, not a curated record
UCCCUAUGAACAAAUGGAGUUAGCCGUUAAGACCCUUUCCUUCAAUUCCCUAAUAAGCCCUAAGACAACAUGUCAAAAGAAAAUAAUGGACAUUGGCAUUUCAAGGUGUUUUCCCCGACGAGCCUCUUGCUCUCUUGGAAUGACUAAUAUUGUCCUAGAAUGUUUUUCAAGGGCAAGUUGCAGAUUUUCUGCCUCUGCUUCUGCUGUAUCAGCAGAAAAUGUUUCCACUGCUCCUUUUGAAGACUUCUCUGUUACAACCACUGCUACCUCUAAGGUUACAGAGCUAAAGAUAAAAGUAGAUGUAUAUGGAGCCAAAACACAAGCUAUAUUUGACGAUGUUUUCUCCGAGAUGGUUUCUGCAACACAAUCUAUUCCUGGCUUCCAAAGAGUAAAAGGAGGAAAAACUCCCAAUAUUCCCAAUGAUGUCCUCCUUCACAUACUCGGACAUUCAAAAGUAUACAUGGAAGUAAUCAAGAAAAUAAUCAAUUCAACUGUUGCUGAUUAUGUAGAAAAGAAAGGUCUGAAAGUCACAAGUGAUUUGAGAGUUAAUUAGAGCUUCGAAGAGCUUGAAUCUACAUUUGAACCUGGUGAAGCGUUCAGCUUUGACACUGUAAUUCAGCUUCAAGGGAAGUAAUUGUUGACAGGGAUGAGACAACCUAAUGCAGUGAAUCCUCGAUGCUUAUAGUCUUGAUUUCAUUAUGUUGGUUUAUCUCAUAAUUU